AUGCUCACCAAGAACCUCACAGAGACGGCCUGCGACCGUCCCGUCCGCGACUCGUCCGGCACCCUCAUCGCCCUCAACAACACGCUCGGGAUCAUCACCGGCCUCUUCGUCCUCCAGCGCUUCGCCUUCAAGAUCUUCUCCCGUCUCAGCAUCCACCUCGACGACUGGUUCACGCUGCUCACCACGCUCGUCGGCGUGCCCGCCACGGUCAUCAACCGCUAUGGUCUGCCGCCCAAUGGCAUCGGCCGCGACGUCUGGACGCUGACGGAGCAGCAAAUCACCAGCUUUGGGCGCUUCUUCUACGCCAUGGAGGUCAUCUACUUCACGCAGGUCGCGCUGCUCAAACUCGCGCUGCUCUUCUUUUACAUCCGCAUCUUCUCCGGCGCCGCCGAGUCGGUGCGUGCCCUGCUCUGGGGCACGACCGUCCUCACCGUGGGCUUCGGCAUCGCCUUCGUCGUCGCCGCCGUGUUCCAGUGCGACCCCGUUAGUUUCUUCUGGACGAGGUGGGAUGAUGAGCAGGGGCAGGGCCGGUGCAUGAGCAUCAACGCCAUUGCGUGGUCCAACGCCGCCAUCAGCAUCGCACUCGACGUGUGGAUGCUGGCCCUCCCCAUCUCGCAGCUCAAGCAGCUGGACUUGAGCUGGCGCAAAAAGACCGGUGCCGGCAUCAUGUUCUGCACCGGCGCCUUCGUCACCGUCGUCAGCAUCCUGCGUCUGAAGCUGCUCGUCGACUUUGGGUCCGACUCGAUCAACCCAACGUGGGACAACUUUCAAAUCACUUGCUGGUCGACGGUGGAGAUGAAUGUCGGCAUCAUCUGCGUCUGCCUUCCGUCGCUGCGUCUCAUGAUCAUCCGCACGUUCCCUCGGGUGCUCAACACCGUGUACGGCGCCAAUUCGCGCCAGGUGCGCAACACCAGUCACGAUUGCAAAGGCAACAAAGAGAUCUGUGAGGAGGGGGAAUCGCACGGCCAUAGAGUGCAGCAUGAUAAAGAUAAAGUGCAGCGGAUGACAAUCGACGAACCCACAUCCAAAGCUUCCCAUGUAUAAUAUUCGCGAAAUAAAGAAGACAC
Molecule: messenger RNA, 1067 nt
Organism: Purpureocillium takamizusanense
Lineage: Eukaryota; Fungi; Ascomycota; Sordariomycetes; Hypocreales; Ophiocordycipitaceae
Exons: 3
Coding region: 1-1044 (347 amino acids)
Source: RefSeq, a predicted model, not a curated record